UGAUUCCUCCAUGGCCAAUUCUCUUUCGCACGUCAUCACCGCUGCCGUACCCUCAAAAACCUUGAAACGUUUGACUUCUCUUUUUGUCGACAGCAAAAACUGACGAUUUGUGAUUCGCAGAGAGAGAGAGAAACGAUGGAGGAUAUCUCCAAUUCUGCAAAUGCAAACCCUAAUUCAGAGCUUUCUAAUAAGCCAUCCAAAUCUUCCAGAGAGGAAGGCGAGCUCUCCUCAUCUGAAGAUGACGAAAAUCUUGUUUACCGUCCUGCAGAGUGCACUGGUGCUAUUACCCCAAUUACUGUCCCCGUUGAAGGUUCUUUGUUGAACAAAUUAACUGAAAGCAACCAGGCAGGGAGGACCAUCUCUGGCAAUAACAAUCCAAGCUCGGUUGAGGUUCAAUGCCAAACUAAUAAAGAACAGAUUAGUUAUAAGAGUUUGGAGACAACACGAGCACCUCUGAAAUCAUCUAACUCUGGUUGGUAUGCGCCUUCAGUCGACAACAAUAACCUUGUGAUAAGCUUCUCAGAUAAUGAUAGUGGUAGUGACUUUGAGGAUAACAGACAAGAAGAGGCUGUAGAAAUUAAAAGCAACAAUACUGGGUUGAAUAUUGGUUGGACACCACCUACUUCAUCAUUAUCAAAGCCGAACAACUUACAACAAACAUUGAGAAAUAAAAAAGUCAUACCAAAGAAAUCAUCUGUAAGUCGUCUAAUGACUAAGUCUAAAAUCAAUGGAGGUGCCAAUUCCAGGGUUUCUGGUCCCCCAAUAGUUGAGCAAGGAUCUCGAGUAGGAAAUUAUAAAACCUUGAACAAAAAUUUAGCAAGCCAAGAUAGUGGAUCCAAUCAAGGUGUGGGUUUGAACAAUGGUAAACUUGAGGACUUAAGGCAACGGAUUGCACUUCGGGAAAGUGAAAUGAAGCUUAAAGCUGCAGUGCAAAAUAAGGAACCAGUCUCAGUGUCAUGUGGGGAUUUUAAUGCGAUGAAGCAAAGCACUGAUGCAGCUAGGAAAUCCGCCGCAGUUUCUGCUGAUGUUGCACUCUCAGAACCAAAAGAACCUGACUUGAAACGCUUAAAAGUUAGUGGAUCUGAUUCCACCAUGCACAAUGCAGAUAGACGGCAACAAAAAGUUCCUGCAAAAUCAAAUUUUAACUUUAAAGAGCAAGAACCAGAGAACAGCAAUCUGCGGAAUAGGAAAGGGCAGGAAGGAACUCCUUUGAGUGGAAUGGAGUCAAAUAUUGUUAAACGGCAAAGGAAAGAUGAUAAGGGGGUGACUGUUUCAUCAGCAAAUCGAAGAGUUCAUGAUAUCAACUCUAAUCAUCAAUCUGGAAAUGUUAGACAAGAAGAUCCUCCUGUUGUGAAGAGCCGAGUCACGAUGUUGACUAAUAUGGCUUCAAGUACUUUUCCAAAUAGCUAUAAUGGCAAGAAGUUGAACCAUCCAACUAACUGUGCUGGAAACCAUCCACCAACGUCUUUUGUCGCAGCAGCAGCAGCAGGAAGUGAUCAAAAAUUGAGAAGCAGCCAAUUAUGUCGAGUCGUAUCUGAGGGUCAAUCACUUCAGCCCCCAUUGAACAGUGUACUUUGUACCCAGGAAUCUCUGAAAAAUGAAAGCCUCUCGAAAUAUUUGGGUAAUGGGAGUUUUGCAGCACCCAGCAACUAUGAUAUACAGUCACUGGAUGAAAUGGAGGAAUUGCUGGACAAGGAGCUUGAGGAAGCUCAAGAGCACAGGCACAAAUGUGAAAUUGAAGAAAGAACUGCUCUUAAAGCUUAUCGAAAAGCCCAGAGGGCUUUGAUUGAGGCUAACGCUAAAUGUAAAGAUCUUUAUCAUAGAAGGGAGAUAUAUGCAGCCCGGUUCCAAUCUCUUAUUAUGAAUGAUUCUGGUUUACUGUUGACCUCGAGACAGAAUGAGCACGUAGGAAGGGGUUUGGAUUUCUCUAAUGGCAUGUCUAAAGGUAUGGAACUGAUACCCACAGGAAGUGAUCGCAUGCAAACGGAGUGCGAUGGUUUUAACCAAAUGGGAUAUGAUUUAAAUGUCCCAUAUGUCAAUGGCGGUCCAGUUAAUGUGUCUUAUGGUCAUGUGAAUGAGCAGAACUUGGGGUCUGAACCAUGCAGUGAACCUGAUAUUAGUACAUCAGAGCCAUUGCGUCGUAACGACUGGGUUGCUACUUAUGGAGUGAGGUCUCUAUCUAGUGAUCCUAAUAUCUCAGGUGAUGAAGAUGAAGGGACAUCUCAACUGAACCAUGAGUCUCUCCAAUCCAGCUUCAAGUCUCAGCAGAAAGUGCCAGAUUCUAUGGGACAGCAAAAGGAUAAAAAUCACGAGUCGAACAUAGAUUUUUCCAAUGAUAGCUCCCCAGAUUUGCUUCUUGAAACAAAAUUACGAUCUGAGCUGUUCGCACGGUUACAAAUGAGAGCUUCGGGAAAUAAUUGUGGUUUACAUAACAGCAUAGAUAUUGUAGAUGAUCAAGCAGCUGAUGAUGUAUCAGGAGAAAAAAAUCAGAUGAGUAAUAGCAAUCUAUCAUUAAUGGAGGCAGUGAAAAAUCUGAAAGGCUUGGAUGGGCCUGAAAGAAGUAUAUCAGAGGUUCCUGUCCAUAUCCAUAGCCAGUCUUAUGUAGGAGAAUGCUUGAGGAGUACAUUUUCUCAUGUGCAAGUUGUGGCCCCAUUCAGUUUAUUAGGAUUGCAGAGUAGAAAUCAACAGAGUCAGAGAUAUGAUUAUUACACUGAAGAUGUUGCUUGUGUCAGCACUCAUGAUAUCCAGAAGCUUCAUCUGGUACCAAAUUCCAUAGAGGCGAGCUUUGCGGAUAUACUUCAAAAAGAAAUUGAUUCUUAUACCUGCAAUAUCACAGUUAAUCCUUUUUGGCCCUUCUGUAUGUAUGAACUCCGAGGAAAGUGCAACAAUGAUGAAUGUCCCUGGCAACAUUGUAAGGAGUUCUCUAAUGGAGAUACAUGUCAGCGUAAGCAUGAUGAUUCUUGUAGAGCUGAUUGUCAGGAUGGAUUAACAUCACAGAAGGACGAACUGAAUGUUGCUAGAGGACUUUCAAAAUUUCGCAAUGUUUUGACUCUGCCAACUUACCUAGUUAGUUUGGACAGUUUGAAAGUCAAUCCACAUUUAUCUCAGUCUGUUGUAUCUUGGAGAAUUGGAGAAUGCUGGCUAAAGUGUUUCAGCAUUUACUUGGCUUUGUCAAAUUCACUUCAAAAGGAUUUUUCUGCUAAUGAGUGCCUCGUGUUUGGUAGCAAUGGUCGCGUUGAGAUCCAUGGAACUUGGAAUAGGCAGUCAUCAUAUUUCCAGAGUAGAAAUGGUGUAGUGCACGAUCUGGCUAACAAUGCCCAAUCCCUGGAGACAGCUCUUCUUUUUCUCAGUCAGGAGGUUAACAAAAUAGAGGGUCUUAAAAAGGUAACUCUACUUAAAAAGGCUCUGACGGUGUUGUCACGGACUCUUGAGGCUGAUCCAAAGUCUGAAAUUAUCUGGAUUGUUUAUCUUCUUAUUCUUUAUAGCAACAAAAAGUUAGUUGGGAAGGAUGACAUGUUCUCUUAUGCGGUCAAACACAAUGAAGGAUCUUAUGUACUUUGGCUUAUGUACAUCAAUAGUCGGGGACAGCUUGAUGAGCGGUUGUCUGCAUUCAGUAAUGCCCUCUUAGCUCUCUGCCGCAAUGCAUAUAUGUUGGAUGGCGAUGGAGUUUGUGCCAGUGCAUACAUCUUAGACCUGUUUUUGCAGAUGAUUGAGUGUUUCUGUGUUUCUGAGAACGUUGAUAUGGCCAUUCAGAAAAUCUAUGGGCUCCUCUCCCAAGCAACCCAUUCUGAUGAGCCUCUGUCAUUGGUUUCUGAUAUCCUUAAAUGUUUAACAAUUUCUGACAAAUGUGUAUUCUGGAUUUGUUGUGUAUACUUAGUCAUUUACAGGAAGCUUCCGGAUGCUGUGGUUCAGCGAUUUGAGUCCCAGAAAGAACUUCUUGGAAUUGAAUGGCCUUCUGUUUAUAUACUUGGUGAUGAAAAGCAGAGGAUUAUGAAUCUGGUAGAAAUAGCAGUAGAUUCUGUUGAAUCCUCUAUGAAUGCGGAAUCAUUCAAUAGUGAAAUCAGUCUCAAAUCAGCACACCAAUUUGCUAUCAACCAUAUUUGGUGUAUGGAGGCACUUGGUAGCAGAGAGUGUGCAAGGAAUUUGUUGGACAAAUAUAUUAAGUUGUAUCCAUCGUGCUUGGAACUUUCUCUGAUGUCAGCACGGUGCCACAAACAUCAUUCUGGGGCUCUAAAUUUUGAGGGAUUUGAGAAAGUCCUUAAUGACUGGCCAAAGGAAGUGCCUGGAAUUCAAUGUAUUUGGAAUCAGUAUGCUGAACAUGCACUCCAACAUGGAAGACCUGAUUUUAUUAAAGAACUCAUGGUUCGAUGGUUUAACUCUGUCUGGAAAGCUCGACAUCGUCAAAAUGAAACUGUGGGUGCCAUGGAUAGUAACUCCCAUUGUUCUCCUAAAUCAGCUUGGGCAUCAAAUCCAGACUUUUCUGUGCCCAACUUAAAUCAUUUGGAUGAGAUGUUUGGAUAUCUUAAUCUCUCUCUGCAUAAAUUAUUGCAGGAGGCCACCUCUGAUGUUCGCUUAGCCAUGGACAGUGCGUUAAAGGCUGCAGAUCCUGAUAAUUUCAGGCAUUGUGUGAGAGAGCAUGCCAUUUUCUUGCUUACUGAUGAGUUGCAGUUAAAGGAGGACCUGUCUAUAUGUGAACUACUGAAAUAUUUGAAAAUUUAUUGGGAUGUAGCCCGGGAUCUCCCUGUCUCUGAGCCAUUAUCGAGAAAAUUCAUCAAGAAUAUUGAGAAACCAAGAGUACAAAAAUUGAUUAAUGACAUGCUUAGCCCAGUUUCGUCUGAGCACUCUAUUGUGAAUGUGGUUCUUGAAGCAUGGUAUGGGCCAUCUCUUGUACCUCAAAACUUAUUGAAGCCAAAGGAACUGGCAGAUUUUGUUGAAUCUGUCUUGGAGAUGGUGCCAUCCAACUAUCCAUUAGCAUUUGCUGUAUGUAGGCUGUUAAGCAGAGAUUACAACCCUGCUGAUACUGCUUCUGCUAGUGUUUUGUUCUGGGCAAGCUCAAUCUUGGUAAAUACAAUCUUUAAUGCAGUCCCAAUAGCACCUGAGUAUGCAUGGGUCGAAGCAGCAGGUAUUUUGGCAAAAAUAACCGGUAUUGAGCCUGUUUCUGAGAGGUUUUAUGAGAGAGCAUUAUCAGUCUAUCCGUUCUCCAUCAAGUUGUGGAAGUGCUACUAUAACCUUUCAAAGAAUUGGGAAAGAACGGAUGCCAUUGUGGAAGCAGCAAGAGCAAAGGGUAUUGGGCUUUUGUAAAUUGUUCUUGUAGAGUUAGCCUGUCAUGGUGGUAUAAUCAGCUUCACCAAAUGAAAAUCCAGGGGCCAAUUUUGCUUAUUGGUGGUUAUGGAGGCCUCGGUUUCGUAUAGAUGGAUAGAUUUACGAAGAUUGAUGUGAAAUUAGGAAACUUACAGACAAGUAUAUAGGAUAGGAAUAUUGUCACACAAGCAAAGAUUGGUAACGAUUGCCAAUUAUGUUUACCUCGACUGAUUUGGCCUCGUUUCAUUUCUUCUGUGUUGUUCCUCCCAUUAGGUUACAGCAUCUUGCAAAGUUGUCUGCUAUUUGUUUAAUUGUAAUUACUCAUAUUUGUAUACAGGUGAAUAUGGAUAGAAGGGCAAUUUGCAUUGUUAAGUUUCCGAUUUUUAUGUUC
Messenger RNA from Tripterygium wilfordii, 5692 nucleotides. RefSeq lists its product as uncharacterized. Gene Ontology annotation, molecular function: protein binding. Gene Ontology annotation, cellular component: nucleus; exosome (RNase complex). The record is from RefSeq and is a predicted model, not a curated record. Lineage: Eukaryota; Viridiplantae; Streptophyta; Magnoliopsida; Celastrales; Celastraceae. The coding region runs from base 136 to 5301 and encodes 1721 amino acids. The transcript has 11 exons.